Messenger RNA from Diachasmimorpha longicaudata, 571 nucleotides. It is a transcript of the gene UQCR-11, whose product is annotated as cytochrome b-c1 complex subunit 6, mitochondrial-like. The transcript is spliced from 2 exons. Bases 143 to 406 code for a protein of 87 amino acids. Gene Ontology annotation, biological process: mitochondrial electron transport, ubiquinol to cytochrome c. The record is from RefSeq and is a predicted model, not a curated record. NCBI's taxonomy places the organism in Eukaryota, Metazoa, Arthropoda, Insecta, Hymenoptera, Braconidae.
GUAGACCUUCAGCUGGGUUCAGCCAUAUUGUUAUCACCGCUUGCUCGUUAUUUGAGAGCACAAGAAGGUGCCGAUCGCUGGUGUACGAAAUUAAUCGUUUUAUAUUCAACGAGUCACUUGACAAUUGUUUUUAAAUACCGAAAUGUCACUCAUCCAGAGCUUCAUUUCACGUUUUGUGCCUAUUGUCAAGGCAGAUGAUGAGGAGUUGGUUGAUCCUCAAAAGGUUCUUCGUGAGGAAUGCGCACAGAAACCAAACUGCGUAAGUCUUCAGGAGAGACUGACCACAUGUAAUGAUCGUGUCAAUUCAAGAACAAAUACUGCAGAAACCUGCCUCGAGGAGAUAAUAGAUUACGUCAGCUGCGUAGAUCAUUGUGCUUCAAAGACCCUCUUCAGCAAGCUCAAGUAAAUGUGCAGAUUCACCAGAAUGGGAAAAUAUAUCUGUCCCGACGAUCAUUGAAUGAAAUCUAUCAUAGUUAUACUUGUCAUGUACAUAAAAUUGAAGUUAGUAAUAGAGGAAAAAGGAAAUUAACUGUGAUUGGAAAUUAUUCAUUAAAGGCACCAUUUUUUUUAA